AUGAUCGAAAGCAUCAUAGCUUCUGGGGCGUCCUAUACCGCCCCUCCGGUCGUUUCUUCACAUCCAACUCCCCAUAAAGAUGAGACGUUAGCAUCGUGGGAGAGUAUAGAGUCUUUGGUUGAUAAAGGCUCAGUCGAUGUUGACGGCGAGACUUUGGAUAUUGCCAGUGUAGUCGCUGUUGCUCGUGAGGGAUGCGGCGCUGAAGUAUCAAGAGAUGCAAAGGUCACCAAGAGAGUCGAAGCCGGGAUCGAGACGUUCAACGACUACCUGAACAAAGGAUACUGCAUAUACGGCGUCAACACCGGCUUCGGAGGCAGCGCGGAUACCCGUACAUCAGAUGUAAUCCGACUACAGCAGUCUCUUCUCCAGCUGACCCAGUCCGGAAUACUGACUGGAAGCGACUUUUCCUCGCGGUUGGGCGACUUCAAUCUAUCUUCGCACGCCAUGCCAGUCACGUGGGUGCGGGCGACAAUGCUCGUGCGAUGUAAUCAUCUGCUCCGGGGCCACUCUGGCGUUCGGCUUGAGAUUAUUGAUACGGUGUUGAAGUUGUUGCGCGCGGGACUUACCCCGAUCAUACCGUUGCGCGGGUCGAUUUCUGCGUCUGGCGAUCUGAUGCCUCUGUCGUAUCUGGUUGGGAUUUUGGAAGGCAAUCCUGAUAUCAAAGUUUACUGGGAUCGCCCCGGGGAAGCUGAGAUUGUCUCGGCAAUCAAGGCGCUGGAGAUUAUUGGAAUCCCGCCUUUUGUCUUGAGGCCGAAGGAAGGCUUGAGUUUGAUUAACGGCUCGGCUGCGUCGGCAGCGGUGGCAUCUUUGGCUGUGCAUGAGACUAGUCUGUUGGUGUUACUGGCUCAAGGGUUGACUGCUUUGACGUGUGAGGCUAUGAUGGGCAAUGCGGAGAACUACCAUGAGUUUCCGGCGAAGAUCAGACCUCAUCCUGGCCAGAUCGAGGUUGCAGCAAAUAUCCGCAAGGGAACUAUCAACUCCAAGUUGAUUGAGACCUCCGGGACGAAAGAUAGACUGCGCCAGGGACUUAUUCAAGAUCGGUAUGCCCUUCGGGGUGCAUCACAGUGGCUUGGACCGGUAGUCGAGGACCUCGGAUUAGCCAUGCAGCAACUUACCACGGAACUCAAUUCCACGCAAGACAACCCAGUGAUAGACUCUUCGACAGGCGAAGUAUACUUCUGCUCCAAUUUCCAAGCCGCAUCCGUCUCAAUGGCGAUGGAAAAGACACGCGGGGGUCUUCAAAUGAUCGGCAAGCUGCUAUUCAGCUACUCCUCUGAACUGAUCAACCCAGACAUGAACAAAGGCCUGCCAGCAAACCUCGCAGCAGAUGACCCAAGCUUGUCAUUCACGAUGAAGGGCGUCGACAUCAACAUGGCGGCAUAUAUGUCCGAGCUUGGCUUCCUGGCCAAUUCGGUGACAUCGCACGUCCAGUCCGCCGAGAUGAACAACCAGCCCAUCAACUCGCUUGCCUUAAUUUCAGCAAGAUAUACACUGCAAGCAGUCGAGCUGGUCUCUAUGAUGAGUGCGGCUCUUUUGUAUGUGACAUGCCAGGCGGUGGAUCUGCGCGUCCUUCACGAAACAUUCUUGGAAGAUCUCAACAACGUGGUGUGGGCGACAUUCGACUCCCUGCAUAUCCCGCCAGAGAAGAGUUCGAGCCUACAAAAUGAGCUUCUCCAGGCUCUCCGCAAUUCGUGGAAAAAUUCUGCGCGUGAUGAUCUCUCUGUCAGGAUCGAGGCGCUAUCCACAGCCAUGGCGCCAGUUCUGCUAGUCAAUCCCAAGGAAAUAAAUGCCGAGGAUCCAAUCGCGGCAAUUGAGUUCGUACAAAAAGACGUUUGUGAGCGAGCAAGGACUGCAUAUCUGCGCUGGCGAGCGGAGGCAUUCUCUGGUCAGCUUAAUGCAGAGUCGUCUCUGGGACCUGCUGCGAAGGCCCUCUAUCACUUUGUUCGACGGGAUUUGGACGUUCCAUUCCACUGCGGCAUUGGUGAACAUCCAACUUGCGACACAGAGGCUGCGGCAGAUAUUCCUUUACGUCCGCGGAAAACCGUCGGCUCGUGGAUAUCGAUUAUUUAUGAUGCUGUGAGAGAUGGGAGGAUUCGACAGCCAUUGAGAGCUGAGUAG
Messenger RNA from Penicillium nucicola, 2118 nucleotides. RefSeq lists its product as uncharacterized. Gene Ontology annotation, molecular function: ammonia-lyase activity. Bases 1 to 2118 code for a protein of 705 amino acids. NCBI's taxonomy places the organism in Eukaryota, Fungi, Ascomycota, Eurotiomycetes, Eurotiales, Aspergillaceae. Gene Ontology annotation, biological process: L-phenylalanine catabolic process. The transcript has 3 exons. The record is from RefSeq and is a predicted model, not a curated record. Gene Ontology annotation, cellular component: cytoplasm.